CAGUCUCUCCGUUGUUGUCGUGGUAGUUGGAUGUUGGGUGGAACUGUGAGAGACGUGAAGUGAUGAAAACUUUUAUCCUGAGAUUGAUUGAUCGGUCGAAUAAUUAGCGGACAUUUAAAAUUCACUCAUUGCAUCGUGAAAAACUCUUCUUCGUGUCACAUCUCGUAAAGAAUGUUUAACAAGAAAAAGCCAUCGGAUAAAAUAGAAACAAUUACUUCGGGAAAAUAAAGAAAGAAAAUUUCACACACAGUCACGACGAGAAAAUCCGCAGGCAAGCAACUAAAUCAGUUUGAAAAUAAGUUCGCGAUUAGUCACAACGAUGCUGUGGGAUAUGAAAGAAUAAAAUAUUAAAUAUUAUCAUUGGAUGUGAUCAUUUUAAAUUUUCAUGAUUUUUUUUAUCGCGACAGUGAUAAUAAAAUAAAAAGGAAAAUUCCUCACGUAUUAAGAAAAUUCUUUUCGAUCUUGUUGUGAUAUUAUUGCAGAGUUAAACAAAACAAAGUCGAGGAAAAGUUGCGUAAUUUAAAAAAUGAAAAUAUUUCUUGAUUAAUUGAAAAAUCAAACACGAAUUUAUGCCGCUCCCGCCUUCAAUUUCAAUGAUGAAUGGACUUCACCCAGUUCCAUCCAUUCAAAUGAAUGGACUUCCACCAGCUAAACGACGCCCACCACGACCCAUCAUCCGACCAAUUACACCUUCUGGAGGUCGGUCGAAACCAACAGAUGAAGUUGCAGUUUCUAAACUUCCUCCAGCUUCGAGAUCAUCGCGAUAUAUUCAGAGCGGAAGACUAAAGAUUCCGAUUAUUCGCUCGAAUACUUCAGAAGAUCUUAAUGAUCGUCGAAGCAUGUCACAUGAGUCUUCCUACGUGUCUCGAUCGCCUUCGCCUGCUUAUUCUCAAUCAACACAUCGUAGCGGCUCAUCACUUAGCAACUAUGACUCUUGGCGUUCAUCCGACAGUUCCAGGUCGAGAAAUACGCCUAGACGACAAUUUCCUCAAUCUUACAUCGAUCAUAAUUUAGAUAUUCACGAAUUUUAUAAAAUGGAACAAUCGCCGGUGGUGUACGACGCUAAUUUGUCGUUUGUGCUUGGUAUGAAGCAGCCAUUACGCCAAUCAAUGCGUGCUUCGCCAGCUCACUCGGAAAAAUCAACUGCGUCAAAUUAUUUAAGCGAUCAGAUCUCGAAUUUCCUGAGACGAACAGAUCAUGUCAUGGAAGAAUGGUCGGCAAUGGGGAAAAAGAAAGAUGACAUUGUAAGCUACAUUGAACGACAACGCGAACAGAAUUCAUUGGAUCGUAAUGUUGGACGAUCAAAAAGUGCCACAAAUAUUCUUGUCAGGGGAUUCCAAUUAACUAAAAGUCAACCUUCAUUUAGACGGUCAGUGUCACGUGAUAUCAACGAAAUUCCUAGCGAUUUAAUUGAUGACGAUGAUCGCACUGUUUGUGAUGAAGAGUUAUCAGAGAUGACAGUGGAAUUAGCUGAGGAACAUUCUACAUCAAAUCUUGCAAGUGAACGUUUAGAAGCGGAGCAGAGUGAACGAUUAAGAUUGGAAAAAGAACUUGACGAUCACCAACAAAAAUAUCGCAACCUUCAAGAGUCAUCUGAGAAAUUAGAAAUGGAACUGAUUUGCGCAAAAUCAGAUUUAAAUGGUGUUUUGGAAGAAGAAGAUGGAGAUGACGAGGGUUCAAGCAGUGCCUAUCGUCUUAAAUAUGAACGUGUUGCUCGUGAACUAGAAUUCACGAAGAAACGACUUCAUACUCAACAUGAACACGAUUUGGAGCAACUUGUCGGUCUUAAGAAACAAUUGGAAAAGAAAUUAGCGGAUGCUUAUGAAGAAGUUGAGGAGCAACGUCAAGUCGUGGCACAAUGGAAGCGAAAGAGUCAAAAAAUGACUAAUGAGAUGAAUGAUUUGAGAAUGUUGUUGGAAGAACAGAACAGUCGAAAUAAUUUGUUAGAAAAACGACAAAGAAAAUUCGAUUCAGAAUGCCAGGCACUUCAAGACACUGCACGACAAGAACGACAAGCAAAGGACAGACUUUCACGUGAAAAAGAUGUUCUAAUUGCUGAAAAGUUCCAACUUGAACAGAAUUUAGCGGACACUCGUCUUGAGUUAGAACUUAAGGAAGAGAAAGUUUCCGCAUUGAAUCGUGAAUUGGAAGAGUUGACAUUUGAUGGAAGCACUGAAGAAGAAAUUGCGCAAUUGAAACGAUCCAAGUUAGAUUUCGAGAAACGUUGCAAAGAACAAGAAGAAGAAUUAGAUGAACAAGCUGGUCAAAUUCAACUUCUUGAACAAGCAAAACUUCGACUCGAAAUGAAUUUGGAAACGAUGCGUAAAGAUGCUCGUCGCGAAGCGCAACAGCGUGACGAAGAGAUUGAAGAGAUUCGAGGAUCUUCUUAUAAGAAAGUCAAAGCUCUCGAGUGUCAACUUGAACAGGAACAUGAAGAAAGAACUCUUUUGGUUCGCGAGAAACAUGAGCUUGAAAGACGUUUGAAUAUGCUUGAAGAUCAAGAUCGUGCUGAAAGAGCUGCGGAGGAAGCAGCCACACAAAAAUUAAAGAAAGAUUUGAGAAAAUGUAAAGCAUUACUUCGUGAUGCCCAAACACAACUCGAAAGAUCAAAAGCAGAUGGCACUGGUAAAGCAAUAAUUCGCCAACUAAGAAAUCAACUUGAAGAUGCUGAAUCGGCACGAACUGUUGCAAUUAAAGCUCGUCAAACAGCUGAAUCAGAAUUAUCAGAUCUGCAAACAUCAUUGGAUGAGAUUCAACGUGCAAAGUAUGAAGCAGAUGAGAAGGCAACAGCUGCUCAACGUGAUCGAGCUGAACUGCAAGCACAAAUCGAUGAAAAUGAUGAAGAAAUGAGUGAAUUGAUGAAGAAGUAUAGUGCAACAGUUAAACAACUUACUGCUGAACAAUCAACAAUAACUGAAUAUGAGAUAAAGAUUUCCGAACUUGAAUCUGAAAAGAAUUCAUUGAAGGAGCAAAUUUCUGAGCUCACAUCACGAUUAGAGAACUUUGAAAGUAUUGGAGAUUCAAGCUCAAAUCUUCAUAACAAACGACUUGAAUUGAGAACCAAGGAACUUGAGUCACGUUUGGAAUUUGAACAAAUGACACGAGCACGACUUGAAGUUCAACAGAAUCGUUUGAAAGAUUCGAUCGAGAAAGCGCAAAAUGAAAUUGCACAAUUCAGAACUAAAGAGGCUCACGCACAAGAAGCGUUGAAAAAGACACAAAAAAGUUUACGAGAACUGCGCGAUGAAUUUCACGUCAUUUCAAAUCGAGAACAGGAAGGUGUCACAAAGAGAAAAGAUUUGGAGAAAAGACUUGAAACAUCAGAAGCUGAAGCAGUAUCAGCACGAAGCGACUUACGUCUGGCAUUGCAAAGAAUUGCUGAUCUUCAACAAGCAAUGGAUGGAGAAUUUAGUGGAGCGACUGAAAGUGAUGACAGCGACGUUUCAAGUGACGAAAGUGAACUUGACAUGCGUCUUCGUCCGACGUCAUCAGCAUCACAAUCCACCGUUAUUAACCGCACCCCAAAAAGUUCGUUAAACGAUUCUACAAAUGGCUUAAGUCUAACAAAUAAUCACAAUACAAAUAACUUUAAUACUACUAAUAGUUAUCUAAGUAAGAGUAACAUUAGCAAAGCUUCUGAUGAAAGGGACAAUACGCCAAGAAUUACAAUUUCUACUCAACCGAAAGCGCAAGGAGAAGUCUUGAGUGCUGACAUCGAGAAUCAGACGAACGGCAGUGACACGUUUGUAUAGGGACGACUGUGUGGUCUUUUAUGUUAGUGUUUAGUGUUAAAUAAAUGAAAUUAAAAUGUUUUUUUAAGAACUGUAAAACUUAAUCACAGAAACAUUUUACAUACAUUCAUUGAGUUAUGUUUAACGUAUAAAAAAUGGUUAAAACCGCAACAUUGAAUGAAGAAAAUGAGAGGGAGAAAGAAUGCAUCUAAAAGUUUCUCUCUCCCUCGCCACCACAACACAUUUUGCAUAAUUAAUCGGCUAACUCUGUAUCUGCGAAUUUUACUUCAUAAUUUACUCAAUUUGCUUUAUUAGCAUUAAUUUAGUGAAAUUUAAAUCUUCAUUUCUCUUUCAAUUUACCUUUCUUUGUUUAAUUUAAUUUAUAUGAUUGAGUCUGUCUGUAAGUUUAAUUGAAAAUAUAUGCGAAAUGAAUCAAGAAGGAAACAUAAUCAUUUAUUGUUUAAGGAACAUGCUUUUAUUGCAUAAAUCAAAAGAAAAGAAAUAAAAGAAAUCAGUAAUAUAUUAGUUAUCAUAUGUAUUAUUAAUUGGUAAUCGAAUAAUUUAAUGUUAAAGUAAAAGUGCUUUAUAAUUUCCCUUUCAUGAAUUAUUUGUUUUUGUCAAUUUAAUUAAUGUAAUCAUAACGUGAAUAAAGAUUAAAAAUGUUAUUAGUGAAUA
Clunio marinus is the source of this 4406-nucleotide messenger RNA. NCBI's taxonomy places the organism in Eukaryota, Metazoa, Arthropoda, Insecta, Diptera, Chironomidae. The record is from the annotation of a GenBank genome assembly.